UAUUGUUGCCGCGACGUUUGCCCAGGAGUCCCCAAGCGACAUAAGCUAGGUUUUUUACGACAGCUUUCGUCGCCAAGCUGAGUGGUAAUGAGUUUGGUCGUUACUGUCCAAAAGCCCUACUGAGUAUUCGCCAACGCGCUUUACGCUUGUCAUUGUCGCAUACAAGAUGUGUAUCCGCUAAUCGCCGACCGCAAAAAGCGGGCUGAAAAAAAUCGGACGCAUGCAAAUGCCAGCGGGCAAAUGAGCAGUCGACGCAAAGGUAUCAUCAGCGGAAGCGGCAGCGAAGAUUGCGGUACUAAGUGUCGUAGACGUCUGGAAAGCGGUGUUGUAAUGUAAAUUCGAAGCUGAUUUACGAAGAUACGCCGUUGUCAUUCAAAUCUCAGAAGCUACCAGCAGCGCGUAGUAGAUGCCAGCAUGAAUGGCGGUCGAUUAUAGAUAUAAUUAACAGAAGACUUCACAAUUAGUGAAUACCUGGGAAAAGAGCUUUGUUAAUUAAAAGGAGUGCUUAUACUUGCGUAUUCUUACGGAAAUAUCCAUUGAUUCAGUCUAAAUUCGCCGCAUUGGAACAGUUACGUGGAUCGUUGCUAUGUAUGUGGAGAGCGAGCAUUCUGCGCUUUUUAUAGUUUGAGAUCUGAUACUGUAUGUAAUACUAUGCAAAAAAAAGCCACUGAUCGUUACGGAGUUGUAAAAUCGUGAUGUAGCUAUUAACGUAACGCUUUCGCAGGUGCCAACUAGUCCCAGGAUAAACUAGCAUAUUGCCUAUCUCGUGGCAUUUGUCCGGUCGGCUUUUUGAAAGUUAGUUCACGACCGACAAGGAUUUGUUCGUUCUUGACUGCUGGAAAAGGUUUCUCUCAAUCAACGACGCACAAAUGCACAGACGGACGUAUCUUGUGUGGGUGAUGGAUUCUGGAAAAGCUUUUCCACUGGAUUUAGAAUAGACCAGAAAUCACGAACGAAAAAAUAAGACAGAAUAAUCGAAAGAUCGAUUCGAACCUAGAUACUCGUGUGAUUCGCCAAAUUAAUCAAGUGACUACCCCAAAAAACGUCAGCGUGACGUGGUUGUGCCAUAACGUUGGAUCUUCUACAUACAGUUGGCGGAAUGUAGUCUGUGCUGUCAUUGUUUAGUAAUAGCGUUUCGUAACUCCGUGGCAAUGGAUAUAAAAGGCGGUAAUAUUGUUCAAGGGCAACCAGAUUCUGAGCAGUUAAACUCUCAUACCUUUCCGAAACUGCCCGUAUAUGCAACAAUUGGCCGUCGCAGCAUGGCUCGCGUCCAUCUGGCACAGGGUUUCGAGACGCCGAUAUGGACCGGGAGUCCUCAAGGAGUUGUUUGUUUUACCACGUCGUCACCUUCGUCGAAGGCCGGCGCUUUCACUGAAAGAAAAAAUUCGAAGCGAUGGUCCUUCUAUGGAGGCAGUGGCAACAGUAAGCGGGACUCGUCUUCUCACAACGGAAAUGAUAAAAUGACUUCCCGAAAAAAAGGAAAUAAGUCACACGAGCACAGGAAUGGGGUAAAUGGCGUCAGCGGGAAUGGAAAGUGUCCGCCUCCAUCACCCCUGCGGCUCACUCCAGAGCCGGAAGAUAUCACCGAUAGAUUAUGCUUACGGCGGCGUUGGACGACGCGUGAGAGUUCUAAACGACCCGUAAACGUGUUUGAGCCGCAGACACAUGAUGGGGACGAUACCGAACCUGGUAAAAAAAUACCCCUAUGGAAGGCAGUUAAUGCUAAUAUAAGCUCUGAGGAUAAUCCUGUAGUCCCAGUUUCUAGCCAAAGCUUAAUGUACUCUUGGAAAGGGAAGGAAUCUCCGCCCGAUGUUCCGGACUCACGGCAAAUCCUAUCCGACGACCCCGUUAGCUCGUUAAUGCGAUCACCCAAACCAACUCGAAGUUUAUCCGUGGAAUCGACAAUAAGUACCAGUGGCUCAUCGACGAUUAGUAACACCCGAAGUCUUUCGUUGAGGCGAACGAAUUGUCCAUCACUGCUAGGUUCCUACCUCGCAUCGUCCGAGGGCAAUGACGGCGAUGACGACAAAAGCGGCAGCGCAUUAGCAUUAAUUCGAAAAAAACCCUCCUUGAGAAAGAUCGAACUUCCAAAACUUGAAAACCAUAUGCCAAGCCUUGACCAAGUGAAAGCCUUACUCCUUGAGGAGGCCCGCAAUUUGUCAGAUACCGUCCGCGCAAUACCGAUGCCCUCACGUCCCUCUUCAUCUCAGGAGGGUACUGCUGACCUGUCGUUAGCCAAACGUGUAGGAGCUGCAUCGUCAACUUCGAAUCUGCUAGCGAAACUGUCCGGCAGCUUUGUCACUAAUUCUGACACAAUCUCGCCCGACCAGAAACACAAAGUAAUAUCUGUUCCAGUAAUUCAGACCAUGCCUUUAUUGCAUCGUAACCAUUCGCUCAAAUUGCACGACCGACCCAAUAGCAACUUCAAACCUUUGAUUCGACGCAAGCCUACCAUUUAUAAUGGGAAGCUUAAUCAAAACAAUUCUGCGGAAGGUGCGGAUGUACGGCCAACUAGCAAACCGAAUUCGGUGACUAGUACAGUUAUCUCGGAUGCCCCACAGAGGCUUACCUCGCGCAGCUCAAAUUCGAGCGAUUCACAAUGCGCAGCAUUAUCCUCAUUGUCAGCAUCGACGACCUCGUCUUUAUACACCGAAAGAGGUGCUUCUGAUCAGCAGCCGCUAUUGUCGGCGUUGACAAGCAAUGACGAUCGAAAUAGGCCAGUCGAUAUUAGACAUGACAUAGACGACGUGCUUAUUAUGGAUCUUCUGAAAAAUCUUAAUAUUAAUGCUAACGAAAAGAAUUUGCUGAGGCAAACAUCGAAACAGCGUCAAUGCCAAUGCAUUAGUCCACCACCAUCGAUUCAAGAACAGAGGAGUCGCGGGAAGACAGUGGCGUCUGCCUCCAUCAAACACCAGCAGGGUCUCCAUUGCAUUGUGCCCAUAGAAGACCCUCACUCAUCCGGCAAUACGGUUUUGACCAAUAGUGAAAAUGAGCAAGAUGCUCAGGAUUAUGCUGACGCGUCCUCGGUUCAACGGCCUUCUUACGAUCCGAGCGUCUCAAGUUCAGGCCCCAGUAUCAGCUCUGACCUUUUACUGGACAAGGACCAGGAGAUCCUGAGUGCAUGGCUACGCAGCAUUCAGUCCGAGGAGUGUUUAGGCCUGUUCGUGGCCGCCGGAUAUGAUAUGCCGACCAUUUCGAGAAUGACACCGGAGGAUCUGACCGCUAUCGGGGUCACGAAACCCGCCCAUCGGCGGAGGCUUUUCGCCGAGAUUUCGAAACUCAACAUCUCCGAUGGCAUUCCCGAUUACAAGCCAGACAGUUUAUCGUUGCUGUUAAAGCUGCUCCGGCUGGAAGAGUACGAGGCGACUUUGGUAUCGCAGGGGUACGACUCCGUUGACAAGGUGGCCGAACUUACCUGGGAGGAUAUCGACGACAUUGGGAUCACGAAACUCGGCCACCAAAAGAAGCUCACGUUAGCCAUAAAAAAAAUUAAGAAUUUUCCACGAUUCCAACCUGCCUUUCGCCCACUAGCUCCCUCAAGCUCAUCCCAUCACUCUUUUGCUAGACAUUCAUCCAUCGAUCUCGGUAAUCCGCACGCGCGGCCAAUCACAGUUCCCGUCCCCCCGGAGCAAUAUGAGUCCGCCGCCUGGAUGCCUACGCCUUUGCAGCAUUCUGUCUCUCAGACAGAGUCAUUGACUUUGCCUCAUCAUCGACAGGUAAACGAGUUCAAUCGGCAGAUCGAAGUGCAGCUUGCCGAUGAGCAGUUAUAUUUCGCGUGGCAACAGCAACAGGAGCACGACGCGAUCUUCGCUCAGCAACCAGCGCUCAGAGGGCGAUCCCUUGAAAGUCUCGAGCACAAUUUUGAAUGGUACGACUUGAUGAAUAGCUGGCGCAAUCAGAUGAUGACUGAUGCGUCUGGAGGUGGUCCACAUUAUAUUGAAGGCACUUCCACUUUACAACGGCCUCGUGGCCUUCUCGGCCACAAAACGAACUCCCGACCAGUUGCGAAAGUACAGGGCACUUCGACAGUUUCCAUACGUGACCAAAUAACCACAAAUGCAUCAGGCUGUGGUUCUUCAGGACAGGAGCACGGAGAUGCCACGGAUGAGGCCGCUAAGUCCGAAUUACUCGCUGGACAAGGCCCAAUCCCCCCGAAACGCGGGGGUGGCAGUAGUGUCCUGCCGCCAGCAGGCGUAACUAAAGCCCACGACGUGGGGGACACGGCGUUCGCGACGUGUGUCCAAAGUCUGACCUCGCGUUUCACCCUGGACACGUGCGAGGGUGGCGAGGGUAUCGAAGGAAGCUCGAACGCGCUGAGCCUCUCCCUAGCCGCCCACGGUGACGCCCACGCACUGGCACUCGCUCGUAGUCAGCUUUCCUCAGCCAGUUCCGCUCAUAUCCCCUGGCCGCCACCACCGCCGGAACCCCCAGCGACCGCUGGAUCGGCCGGGUCGCUUCCUCUAAGUACCAGUGGCAGUUCCACUACCACCAGUCCCAGCGGUCCCUACCGGCCACCUCGCAGUCCCCGGAGGGAGCGCUCCCCCGUGCCCCCCGGAGACAGCACGGCCUUGGCCCCGCAAGUGAUUGAACUCAAUCAGGCGAUGCAGAGCGAACUGAAGAUAAAGCUCAAACAGAGAAAUCACCAAGCAGUCGGCAGUAACAAUCCCGCAGUGGCCGCUCAGGACCAGCACCUCAAGGAGCUUCCGAAGCCAGCCAAGAGCGACGCCGAUCUCGAGCGGGAAAAAUUCCUCGCCAAACUCGAGUCCGUACGGAAGAAAAGUGAAAGAAAGGAGGGCGCGGUUUCAACAAGUGGCUCAGGUAUAACAGGUGCAGGUGGGUUGGCAGCUGUUAGUCAACACCAGCAAAAUGGAAAAGGGCCAUUGUUGGCACGCAAAGGCGUCGACAAAGACAAAGAGCAUAACAGUGAUAGGAAAGUGACAAGGAAGGACGGAAUCGAAGAUCCAAAAGACAAAACGGCGAAGGAAACCACAGCAGGCUCAGUUGGCAAAGACGCUGCGAAAGGUUCAAUAUCGACACCAUCAUCACAACAGGUGGAACUCAAUAACGGGAAAAAAAGUUGUUCGAUGAACAGAAAUCCAAUAGAGAAGGAGAUUCGCUCGUUGCAGGAGUGCGUGGCGUCCGUCAUGGAUCCGAAAGCAGAGCCAACGACCGUAUCACGAUCGGGAACGUCCGUGGAGGAUGACCCGACAGAUUACGACACAAAUCCCUUCACCGCCCUAUUGAGCAAAAUCGAGAAAAACGUCGACAAGGAAUUCUUGGCAAGGAAGCGGAACGAGAAAGCCGCCACUGCCAAAACUGCGUCAUCAAACACUACCACGACAACAGCAACGAAGACAACAACGACAGCAACGAUGACAACAAGCAACAGCAGCGCUAGACCCUCUUCGGGCAAUGGCACUCACACAACUAACACAAGUGUCCCUAGCCAUAGUCAUUCUAGCAACGUGGAGAGAACGAUAUCUUACUCUACGGCUAACAAUAACAACAACAAAAACAAAGCCAGCCACGCCCAUACAGUUAGUAGCAAUCAUAGAUCCAGCACAAAUGGUGCUAGCACCAAGAUAGCCAGCGGUAGUGGUGCUGCUACGGGAGUAGGACCAGGACUAGAUAAUAACAGUCUUGUAAUUGACACGAGCUUUAAGCGUCUUUCAUCUUCUUCGAAAGGUGGUCCUGGCUACGGCCAUCAUCAAAGCCAGCCCGCUGCACCCUCAAUAGACAUUCGACCGAUCGAGGUCAAGCUGGAGGGGCCAGGUUUCGCUGGCACGUCAACCAUUAAUAACCUCAACCGGCCAUAUGAGAUAGCCCGCUCAACGAAAGCCGAGCCGAUACUCACACAGAACAAGUUCUUUAGCACAAUUGGCGUCGAGACAAAGGUCAUUAAUCUUGAGGACAGACCGCAUCGAAAAAGCGAUGCGGGCCUACCCUCCGCACGAGUCAUUAUAGGGAACAGUUAUAGUGGGACGGCAUCAAGCAAUAAUAGUGGAGACAAUCAUCAACCACACUCGAGACAGAUUUCGGCAGAUGGUUCACGGAUGACGUCAACACCCGGCCAUUCGAUUCCAACAGGGAUACCUGUAAGCAAUAAACAUCAUCAACUAGCCAGUACUACCAUCAAUGGAAACCACAGGGUACACAGUCACAGCCAUAGCCAAACACCGUCGUCACAGAGUCAAGCGAAUAACAAACCUGCGAUGAAAUUUGGAAAACAAUCAGACGGCGCCACGGUCGUCAGAGUAGGCCCCGACGCCUCCCAACAGCUGCAGGCGGCUCAGGCCGAGUUUGACAAUAAGUUUGAGAACCUGAAUAACGUCAGUAAAGAAUCAGAGAAAGAGAAACGAAUAUUGGAAGUUCAAGAGGUUUACGAAAUAUCAGACGAGCAGUCGGCCGGAAGUCUUCGUGAAGGCCUGGUUAGUUCGGCGAGAAAGAUCUUUGAAAUUGUUGGAGGAGGAGGAACCUCCAAAACGUCGCCUGGCAACAGCGGUUCACCGUCGCCAGCCAUUCCUCGACGUAAUUCGGUAAAGCGGGACAAUGUCCCGGCACCGCCACCUCGGCCACAGCGUGCGCCAGAGGUACCGCCACGGAACCUAACACAAACUCUGACGACAACGGUGGCAAGUGGUGCUGCUCCACAAGAUUUCUACAUAGGAGAAUCGAGUACUUCCGCUGUGCAUCUACCGUCAAAGAAUCCACCACGUAGGGUGCCGGAAACGCCAAAAGUCAUACAAGAUAUCGAGCACAUGCUCUCGAGCCUAACAGAUCAGUUAGAUGCAAUGCUGGACUAAACCUUGCGCGAACCUUACAGUCGACCCCACUUACCAUUACACGUAUAUAAACCCAUACACACACGCAAUUACGUUGAGGCUGCCUUGUUUAACUACUCCCUUAAUCAACUAGAAUUACCAGACUAGACGAAAAUAGGUACAAGAGGAUAAGCAGGUACAGCAUUCGCAUCUGGGCUCAGGGUGCGUGCCGACAACUGAAAAACCCACAGAUAUUAUUAUUACUACUACUAGAUGUUCAUGCAAGGUAUCAAGUAAACGACGAUGUUGUAUCUCCUUCCACAUGCUAUAAUAAAACUGCUAUAUAUAGUGUAUAAGAAGAACCGCCGUUGAUGUCGAAGCGGACCUAAUUGACCCACAAGAUGGACAAUAUAGCUGCAGAAAAAUAGGGGCCACAAAAAGGCAAAGCAAUAAGUAUAUGAUACUGCAAAGAAAAACAUUUCUUUGACUAUUAGCAAAACGCUUGUAUAUGGUGAAAUGGUUUGAUUUUGGUUAAUAAACAUUUAUUAUUGUAGGGAUAGGGGAAGCGGUAACAUAUCGGCUCACCCAGUGCCAUAUAAUCGCUUAUACAUUGGUUAAAGCAAAUAGAUAAGUUGUGCCCAUGGAACUAAAUGAAAAUCGUCUAUGAUCUUUGCGUAUACAAAUGGUUAUAGGAACGAUAAAAAAAAGAAAGAAUCAAUUAAUUUUACGUUUUUUUCAGAUUGUCGGCAGCAUGUACUGUUCAUCUUUUUUUUUUAAAGCAAAAUUAGUCUUUUUUAUACGUUUUCUUUGAAUCACAAUGAAACAGCUUUGCAUUGUCCUAAAAGGCCUCGCUGCUAUUGGCAUCAGAGAUUGGCUUCAGCUGAAAGUCACAUCUGCUGUACAGUUGGACGAACGGAAUCAACGAUCACUCGCAGCAGACCCAGAUAAAACAAAACAAAAAAAGGCUAACUUCCCCUUACGAAUGUGAAAGUAAUGUUAAUAACAGGAACAUUCGUGUCCUCUUUUGUUGCGAGGCUAUCUCCGUGUCCUCGGACAAGGUAGUCAAACCGCGAAAUACAGCGAUAAGUAAAAGACGCGUUAGAUUGUCUAAUUAUCUCAUAAUGCCAACAAUCGUAGCCUACGAAACGUGGCGUGUAAAUGGAACGCGUGAAAACUACGCGGACCAUAUGAUUCGAAUGGGAUCUGUUGUAUGAAUGAUGGAAAACGUUUACUGUACACUGACAAUAUAGCUUUCUUCGCCAACGGCUUAGAACGAGGGUUCGACUUUUAUCCCUACCUACUCUAGAUACAGAUAAAUCCGCACAUAGUUAGGUGCACAUAUUAUAUAUGAAAAUUAAUUAAUAUAAUUAGAAGGGAAAAAAAAGCGAGAAAGAACAUGUUCAAGCUACCGAAUCAACAACGAAUCUAGAAUGCACGUAAGACAUAUACCAGGAAAGAUCAAUUAACAGGACAUGUAUAUCGUACUUCAUAUUGCACGAGCGUCAGUUUCGCAAACAUGUUGAACUCGGCAUGACGCUCGAAUACAAAUUGUUAAAGGUGAGCCAGAACGCAAUACGAUGUAACAAUGUCAUCGAGUAAUCCAUCAAUGCCGAUUUCCCUUUGUCGAAAUCGGAUUCCAUACCAAUACGAUACGCGUAUAAUUAAGAUAAGAAAAUUAUCUAAUACGGAUGUUAAAUUGUAUAAUUACCUCAACCAUAAUCAUCGUUGCUGUUGACUAGUAGUGCUCAAGGGAUAUUGGUAACGGCAUGCAAUGAUGUCGAUACCCGUCAAUUCGUCGAAAGGAAGUAAGAUUAAGAACUCUAAUAUCGAGUUGUUCCGUGCACACAACAUAGUUACGAUGCGUUAUAAUGUAAAGUAAUUAUAAGAUGGUCGGAUUGGGAUCUGACCCGUCAUGCUGUAGUGCUGACCGUACAAGUCGCUGACCAUCGAUGGUUUUCGACAAGUCAACUUGGCUAGUGCUCCCGAUAAGUAUAUACGCAAAUAUAGUGCGUCAGGAAGGCCAUGUAAAAUGCCUAAGCCACCCAUCAGUAACUCAUCACUUCUGCGUAGUGUGAACCUACAAGUGACCCCGACCGUCUGAUCACUUAGAGAUCAGAUAUAGAAAUAAAGGACGUAAAUGAAUAUACACAGGUAGUACUGGCUUAUAAGGCUGAUGAACGUUCUACUGUUGGAUAAAUAUUAGCAUUGAUGAAGAUGCACAAGAACUAUCUCGGUCUCUUCUAGAGCAUGACGAUUAGAAAGACAAAUAUUCCUACUAAUCUACAAUGAAAUCGGUAUCAAUUCCCUAAGCCCAGACAUUGGCCUUUCGCCACAAUGACUAACGAUUACAUAUAGAAAAGUGCAUAUGAAACGGUGGCCCAACGUCGCCUAAUGAAAAUCAAAACUGUUGACCCCAAUCCAUUUUGCAACUUCAUGUUAUUACAAAUAACAGAUAGGGGUAAUCAUGAUAAUAAUGUUACGGGACAAUCCAAAUGAACGGGACGCACAUUUAGGCUCAAUGGUGGUAAAUAAUACAGAGCAAAAUGUGAGCUCGGCUGCAAGCUGCCGCUUACAAACGAUCUGCCAAAUAAGCUGUCUACUGCACAGUUGGAAAUAAAAAGGAACAAAAAGGGUCGCCGUUAAUAGCUGUUUCCAAUAGCGGCAAUUGCGGUCACAGCAGCCAUCUUGCAAUGAUGAUAAUGAUCUUAUAAUAAUGACACAACUAAAAGCAUCUUGUGUUCCGUGACCGACCAGACGUACAGUCUGUGAUACCAAAUAAAACGCAAUACAAUAAACGUCUAUGUAUGAUAACAUUGUACGGCGUACGCGCUGCGAUAGCUACAAACCUAGACGAACCGAUUCCGACGUUGGCUAGAGACCCGAUCCAUUUAGCAUUCUAUCUAACAACUACGUUUAGUGUAGAUGUAUGACUAAUUUGAUGGAAAACGUCAAGAAAUCGUGAUAAGUUGGUCACUAUAGAUAGAUGAGAAAGCGAACUGAGCAGUAGUGUGAAACGUAAUUCGUAACAAAGAAAAGAGCGGGGCUUAGUUUAACAUGAGCAAGUAAUAAGCCAUCCGCUUUGUUCUGUUUUCCUUCUCAGACCUCCUCUAUACAAAUGAGCGGCUUGGGACCGAACCGCCGUCAAAUGUAACAUUAAAGCUAAAUACGUGGAUAGACCGUUCGUAAUAUCUAUAGAACUGAAUAGCACGACAAGCGCUAUGACGGAAUUCGAUAACGAGGCAAGGUGACCAAAAAAAAAA
This is a messenger RNA of Varroa destructor (honeybee mite), 10021 nucleotides long. RefSeq lists its product as uncharacterized. Gene Ontology annotation, molecular function: protein phosphatase binding; signaling adaptor activity. Gene Ontology annotation, biological process: axonogenesis; cell surface receptor protein tyrosine phosphatase signaling pathway. Gene Ontology annotation, cellular component: axon; focal adhesion. The record is from RefSeq and is a predicted model, not a curated record. Lineage: Eukaryota; Metazoa; Arthropoda; Arachnida; Mesostigmata; Varroidae.